GAUUUCCCCUUUGAGCAAACAGUGGAUCAUCACUGCUACAACAAACGAUCUGUGUUCGCGGCGCUGCGACGGCAAACUUACUAAGUUAACCGAGUUUAUCCUACUUAGUUAAGCAGCUAACUGAAAACGAAAUAGCUUUUCUGUUUUUAUUUAUUUUAAGCUGUAUUGAGCAGAGGUUUUUCGAUUAAUACGACAUAAGAUACCGGUUGCUUGUGGCCUGCUCGCUACCAGGUGUGCAGAGAGAGCGACAGGUCCCGAUAUCCUUGGAGGAUGCGGCGAAGAUAUUGAAGAUUUUGAGGGAGUAAAGAUGUCCGCAGGCAAGAUGAACCAGGAAGACGUUUUGGCAAAGCUGAAGAAGGAUGUUCGUUCCUUGCUCAUUUCAUCCAAGAUGGGCUUGGACCCUGAGCAGCUCAGGCGAGACUACAUGACCAUGUUGGGGCAUCCCAUGCCCCUGAAACUCCUGGGUUUCAGAAACAUUAUGGAUAUGGUGAAGGAGAUACCUGAUGUGGUUUCAAUUAACUUCAGGGCAGAUGGCUGCAUCUUCUUGAAGGCUAUUAGUGACGAGUCUACCCGAAACAUCGAGGAGCUGGUAGCUAAUCAGCGCACGUCUAAGAAGACCAGGAGGGGAGGUACCAGCUACUUCUCGCUCCGCUACUGUUCCCAGUCCCCAUCCUUGGUCCUUCCCAGAAGAGGUCGGGCUCCUCCGGCUCUUCCCGCCCAGCUGAGGGCCCAGCUCCGCUUACUGCUCUCCAAGGGUCCACUGCGGUUGUCUGACCUGGAGGCGUGCUAUCUACGCUGCUUCGGCCACCCGCUGCGUAUCCACAACUAUGGCUUUUACUCCACUGGAGAGAUGCUGGAGGCAGCGGCGGACCUGGUCCUUAUCCAGCAGGGCAGGCUGGGCUCAGUUCUGACCCUGAGGGAACAUAUGCUGCCCAGGCCACUGCUCACACCGGUCAGUUCACUGAAGAGGACUGGACUAAUAAAGCCAGUGUCACCUAAAACCGACCAGUUGGACUCCAAAGGGCCAGAAACCAGAGCUCAGACACCAACAAUUCCCCCAGUCCCAGUGAAGCAGAGUCCUCUGAGCAAGCCCUCUACUGUGACUACCUUGGGCCCUGUCCAUAAAGAGUCAAUCCAGGAGGCAAACCCAGAGUUCUGCCAAGAAGGUCGGCUCUUUCAGAAACGUGUUCUCAAGCUGGAGGAGGAGCUUCGCCAUCAAAUCCUUGAGAAUGGAGUUGCAGGCACCAUUAGUCAGGAGCUGAAGGACAAGCUACGAAAGGUUGUAGGUCAGAGCAGUGGUGGAUUGUCAGUGCACGAUCUUCCUUCUGAGUACAAGAGGCUGUUUGGUGAGGACUUACCACUGCGACAGAGCGGCUUUGUCAGUGUCACCGAACUGGUCAGUGCCAUGAGUGACAUCUUCCACCUGAAACCUGCAGGGCAUGAAGAUGGACUGCACUGGAUAGUCAUGGACAUACAGGACAGUGGCAUUAAACAAUCAGGCUCCAAGGAGUCUGAGAGUUUUGGUGAUGAUAUGAAGGCCCCAUUUACAAGCUACUUCAGCUGUGGAGUGUCUCCUUGGGAAGGUGAACCAGAAGGAGAUGCUGAUAAUAUCACAGCAGAUGAUGAGAAUGAGGUGCUACAGACAAGAAACAAUUCCAAGACACAUGAAAUGAUGUCUGAGAUCUACCCCGCCCUUCAGGUGCAUUGCAGCCCUCAGGUGCCUCUGGACGCCCUGCAGUGUCAACGUCUCAAACAGCCGACACGUCAUGCUGCCCGAGAGCUGGUAGAAGUCAUGGUGGAACAGGUGGAGUCGCCUGGAUAUUUUCACAUCCGCUUCAGCGAGACUGAGGAGGCCCGAGCUAUGGAGGACCUAAUGAUUGAGAUGAGACGACAUUACACCUGUCCUAAGGUGUCAGAGCGCUACCGCCUCCCUGAGCGAUUUGUCCGACGGGGUCAGGUCUGCUGUGUGUCACCCAAAGGAAUGUGGUUCUACCGGGUGGUGAUCCAUCAGAUAGUCAGCCCCACUCAGGUCGAGGUGUACUAUGUCGACUUUGGCGACAUGACUGUGGUACAGAGUGCCAACCUCAAGUUCCUCAAGUCAUGCUAUUCGGUUCUUCCAGCUCAGGCUGUUCCGUCAUCACUCUCUGGUAUUAAACCCACCACUGGCAGCUGGACUGCUGAGGCCAUAGCUUCUUUUCAGAAGCUGUGCUCUGAUCGCACCCUGGUGGGCGCUUUGGAUUGUUACAUUGGAGAUGUGCUGCAGCUCUACCUGUGUGACACACACACUGAUGACGACAUCUACAUCCACUCUGCCCUGUUGAGCCUGGGCCACGGGACAGCCUGCAGCAGUGCAGCACUUUGUGUCCCAGUCAACCCAGUGAGUCUCUACCUGGGAGAGGGAAUGAUUGACCUGCCAGAGGUAGAAGAGGAGACCACUUCUUCCCCCAAGCCUGCAAACAUGCUGGAACUGUCCAUGUCAGCUUCACUGGAGGUUGAAGAGGAAGAGCUGCCCGGCCUGGAAUUUAUUAAGGAAAUUGAGGUCGGCCAUCACCCCCAGAGUAAAGACAACAACCUGUUCAGUGCUCUGCUAGAUGAACAAACCCUCAACUGUAGUGAAUUGAGCUCGGCCUUGACCGACAAAUCGCCUCCUGUCAACCCUUCCAGUCCCACCUCCAGCCCUCUCGCCCCUCCAGAUUUGAUCCAGUUGAAGACAACCCCAGCUUACUGUAAAGCACUGAGCACGACUCCGACACCAGAAGAGGAGCUGCACUGGCCCAGGCUUGCUGCCCCCUCGUACAUCACGCCACCUCCGAUCCUGAGGACGCUGAGCCUCCACACCCCUGACCUGGGCCAGGGUACAUACACAUACGCAUUGAGAGAAGUACACAAUGAAUAGAGAAGAAGCCAGUCUGGUAAGGUGUUAAGAUUCAAAGUGGGUUACUGCAACACAUUGAUAUAAAUAAAUAGUUUGCCUCUUUGAUGUAGAGUGACAGAAGAAGUUGAAGAAGUAUGAAGCUAUUUCAGCAUUGUCACCAUUCAGUAGAUCAUAUAUCAUGUUAAGCAAAAUGCUUUGUUACAUAGUUAAAAUAUAAACAUUUGAUUUUUACAAGUCAUCACAGACCUUUAAUCAUCUCUAAGAUAGUAGUUAUCAUUUCCUUUAAAUUGUAAAAUGAGAACACUGGAACAAGUCCUAAUGUACUGUGGUGGCAGUUUUUGUA
This is a messenger RNA of Morone saxatilis (striped sea-bass), 3218 nucleotides long. It is a transcript of the gene tdrd5, whose product is annotated as tudor domain containing 5. NCBI's taxonomy places the organism in Eukaryota, Metazoa, Chordata, Actinopteri, Moronidae. Bases 308 to 2896 code for a protein of 862 amino acids. The record is from RefSeq and is a predicted model, not a curated record. Gene Ontology annotation, biological process: spermatogenesis. The transcript has 17 exons.